Molecule: messenger RNA, 1719 nt
Organism: Manis pentadactyla (Chinese pangolin)
Lineage: Eukaryota; Metazoa; Chordata; Mammalia; Pholidota; Manidae
Gene: RAB26
Product: RAB26, member RAS oncogene family
Exons: 10
Coding region: 221-1012 (263 amino acids)
Cellular component (GO): endosome; Golgi apparatus
Molecular function (GO): GTP binding; GTPase activity
Source: RefSeq, a predicted model, not a curated record
GGGCGGCGGGGGCGGGGCGCGGGGAGCCAGCCGGGAUGCCGCCGCCGCGGCGGGACCGGUCCGGGUCCGGGUGGCGCUCCACGAGUGCGGAUAGCAGGGCGGCCCGGGGCGCGGCGGCUGCAGAGAGAGCUCACUGAGUGCCCUCCCGCCAUGUCCAGGAAGAAGACCCCCAAAGGCAAGGGGGCCAGCGCUCCCGCUGCCUCCGCGCUGCCCGCAGCCAAUGGGCCCCGGCCGGCUCUCCCCGGGACUGCGCGCUCCGGCCCCGGAACGCCGCACAACGCGCCCCCGCAGCCCGGCCGGCCCUCGGUUGGCAGCGGCGGCGACUUCUACGACGUCGCCUUCAAGCUGUCAGACCCAGGUUCAGGAUGCCCAGCGUCUGGCAAGGCCUGCCCCCCGGCCCCUGCCCCCAGCUGGCAGGACCGACAAGGGGUCCCGCGUCAUGCUGGUGGGGGACUCAGGAGUGGGGAAGACCUGCCUGCUUGUGCGCUUCAAGGAUGGGGCUUUCCUGGCAGGGACCUUCAUCUCCACCGUGGGCAUCGACUUCAGGAACAAAGUUCUGGACGUGGAUGGCAUGAAGGUGAAGAUGCAGAUCUGGGACACAGCUGGCCAGGAGCGUUUCCGCAGUGUCACUCACGCCUACUACCGUGACGCACAUGCACUGCUGCUGCUAUAUGAUGUCACCAACAAGGCCUCCUUCGACAACAUCCAGGCCUGGCUGGCUGAGAUCCAGGAGUACGCCCAGCACGACGUGGUGCUCAUGCUGCUCGGCAACAAGGUGGACUCUGCUCAGGAGCGUGUGGUCAAGAGGGAAGAUGGGGAGAAGCUAGCCAAGGAGUAUGGGCUGCCCUUCAUGGAGACAAGCGCCAAAACAGGGCUCAAUGUGGACCUGGCCUUCACAGCCAUAGCAAAGGAGUUGCAGCAGCGCUCCAUGAAGGCCCCCAGUGGGGCUUGCUUCCAGCUGCAUGACUAUGUCAAGAGGGAGCGCCGAGGGGCCUCGUGCUGCAGACCCUGAACCUGCCAGGCUUGACUGUCCGCAGGUCCCUGACUUUUGCCACCCAGUAGCCAAUCACAGGGUGUGUUUCCAGGGCUCUCAGGCUGAGCCUGCCCUUACUUUGUCCUGGAAGACACUCUAAGAACCUGUCUCAACAAACAGGCUUCAGGCAGCCAGCAGGUCUGCGGCUCCCCUUUCACCUGCUGCUGCCUGAGGGCCUGGCCCCCAGGGCCUUCAGAGAAGUAGAUCUUCUGUAGACUUUGUCAGGCACACCCGGCUUCAAGGCUGGGCCCUUGUGCUGGCACCACACAUACAGUGCCUAACCCCCCCCCAGAAAGCCAUGUCUUCAGCUGCCCUGCAUGGCACAGGGGCCUUCACUGGCAGUCACUGCCAGCUUUUGUGCCCCAAGGACCAGGGCUGCCUGCUCCCAGCCCACACUAAGGGGCUCUGGUUUAAACAGCAGAGUCUACAUAACACAGUACCUUGGAGGAUGCCAACGCCAUUGCUUUGAAUAAAUCACAGAAUUUGCCAGGGAAACUAGGAUUGCUGGCCCACAACUGACUGAGGCUUGUGCUUGUCAAGGUCAGGCCUGGGGUUGGUAGUGUGCUCCACCUUGUACUAAAAUCAAGUCAGCUUUUAGUUCAAAACCUUUGUUUCAUUCUUAGUGAAUAAAGUUGUGCUUUCUGGAGUGCUUGUCUCUUCCGUUGAGAGAAACUACUCUUUUGGGC